AUGACCGAACGAUGGCAUUGGAUGCGCGCACAAUUCUGGACCGAUCAGGGUGUACCUUCCGCAUCGCCGAGCUUCCCACUGGGCAACAUUCAACACGCGUCCCACCUGAUGCUCGAUCUGUACCGGGAGCUAAAGGGAAAAGGUCCAUUCGCCGGGAUCUUCCAGUUCGUGGUACCCGUUGCAUUCGUGACGGACCCGGAAAUGAUCAAAAACGUGUUGGUGCGCCAUUAUCGUCACUUCUCCGAUCGGGGAGGAUAUAGCAACGCAAAACAUGAGCCACUCAGUGGACACAUGCUCAACGCACAGGCUCACCGUUGGACGGUGCUACGCCAUGCAGCCAUUCCGGCCUUCUCAUCGGGACGACUGAAGGCCUUCUACCCUGUGAUAGUGCAACUGAUGGAUCGGUUAAUGGAGGGUUUGCAUAAGAAGCUGGGCCCAAGUGAAGAGUGUGUCAUCGAAUGCCAGGAUGUGGUCGGACGACUGUCAACCGAUAUUAUUGCAUCCUUUUUGCUCGGUAUCGAUGGUAAAAGCCUCUCGCAGGCUGACGGUGGCCUAUACACUCGUGUUAAUGGCAAGACGUUUCUCAUUCCAUCCACGUGGAAAUUGUUUUUCAUGACUUCAUGUCGAACGCUUGCACGGGCACUUCGGUUGAAGCUAUUCGCGAACGACAUUACCGUGCUGUUCCAACGGUUGGUACACGACGUAAUAGCCUUCCGGGGGAAUCGCAAUGAACAGAGAGAGGAUCUCUUGCAACGGUUUUUACAAUUGUCCGACGAAAAUGGCAAACCAUUGCUCAAGGAGGAUGAGGUCGCGGCAGAAGUGCUCUUGUUCUUUGCAGCCGGCUACGAGUCCACCUCAGUGAUGGUAGCGUAUUGUCUCGAUCAACUGGCACGUAAUCCGGAGAUUCAAGAACGUGCUCGUGAAUGUGCGCUUGAAGCGCGCGCCAAGCAUGGUGGCCUGAAUUACGAAGCACUACAAGACAUGCAGUAUAUCGAUCAGUGUUUAGCUGAAACGCUUCGACUAAAACCUCCAGGCAUUAACGCGAUUCGCGUGGUCACGGAAGACUACCAGGUGCCUGGUUCAUCGAUCGUACUACGGAAAGGACAAAACAUUAUCAUUCCCGUAUAUGCCAUUCACUACGAUCCUGACUACUAUCCGGAUCCGGAACGUUACGAUCCCGAUCGGUUCACGCCAGAAGCCUGCGAAACUCGAACGCCCUUCACGUACAUGCCAUUCGGCGAGGGACCAAAGAUAUGUAUUGCCUAUCGACUGGCUAAGCUGCAGAUGCGCAUUGUCGUGGCCACGCUUCUGUGCAGCUAUCAGUUCGAUCCGUUAGAUGAAACAUCCGAAAAACAACAAUCGGAAACGUACACUGUCCUGAAACCGAACAACGGUGUGUAUCUCAAGAUGAGCCGGAUCGUAAAAUGA
Anopheles aquasalis is the source of this 1428-nucleotide messenger RNA. Its product is annotated as probable cytochrome P450 6a14. Gene Ontology annotation, molecular function: monooxygenase activity; heme binding; oxidoreductase activity, acting on paired donors, with incorporation or reduction of molecular oxygen. The record is from RefSeq and is a predicted model, not a curated record. Lineage: Eukaryota; Metazoa; Arthropoda; Insecta; Diptera; Culicidae.